AGCUAAAGUGUUUUUGUGUUGCUUUGCUGUGUUUUUUUUCCCCUGUAUGUCUCCCUGGGUCCCCCCAUGAAACAGACUGUCACUUUGAAACCCAGAGGUGGGUGGGACGGAGGGACACCUGUGAAGGGAUAAGUGAGUGCUGGAGGACUGCUCACGGGGAGCAGGCAGCCGUGGAGGGCCGAAGAGCAGCACAAAGAGGGCUGAAGCAGUGGGCAGUAGCAACCAACACAGUGGAGGAACCACUUUUAGCAUGACGACCUUAGCCUUGGCUCAUCCCGAGGGGACCUGCAACGUGGACGAGUGACGAUCCCUGGCCAAGACACUACUGCUGUGACCAGGAAGGGGGAAGGCAACAGCGAAUGGCAGAGGGGUGUGGUUGCGAUCACCCCCUCUCUGUGAUAAGUACUGCUCCCCCACUGGCCCUCCUGUGUUUACCUGCGAGCACACAAUAGUCCUUUCUGCUGCCAUUUUUACUGACUAUAGUCUCUAGUAUUUUAUUGAACUGUUGUCUUAGUCCAUAGCAACAUUUUGAUAUUCAUUAGCUGCCAUAUAUAUAUGAUUGGGCUAGUUUUCAAAGUCCAGUUAUAGCUGGGGUGAAUAAUCCACAGGCCACCUAUGACUCCCCUUUUUUAGUGUCAAUUGCAGUGCAAACUCUUUUAGAGUACGCUUCCGACCCUUGCCCCCUCUGCUGUAUAAAGACAUGCGAGCCCUUCUAGCAGGUAUGUUGCAAAACGACAUUAUCACUGAAAGUUCCAGCCCCUGGGCAGCCCCCAUUGUUAUGGUGAGGAAAAAAGAUGGCAGCUGGAGAUUUUGUGUUGACUAUAGGAAGUUGAAUUCUGUCACGCAUAAGGAUGCUUUUCCACUUCCUAGGAUUGAAGAGACCCUGACCUUGAUGACCCAGGCUGAGUGGUUCUCUAUCUUGGACCUUGCCAGCGGCCACUGUCAAGUAGAGGUGGACCCACAGGACCGUGAAAAAACAGCCUAUUGGCUCAAGUCCAGGAAGUCUGCGAGAUUGGGGGCAGUGGAACAGCGCUGGGUGGCCCAGCUGGCAUCCUUUAACUUUAAGGUGAAGUAUCGUGCUGGAAGGGAGAACACCAAUGCAGAUGCCCUCUGCCGGUUUCCUGCAGCUUGUCCCACACCAGAGCAGUCAUCAACCAGCACUGCAGGCGUGAUUACAGCAGCAGUGGAACCAGAAGAGGACUCCCUGGUGCAGGAUAAUGGCUGGGUGGUAGAGCAACAGGCCGACCCGGACAUUCAGGCCACAAAGAAGUAUAUGGAGCGAGGCUCCUGUCCCUAUGGAGCUGAAUGGAGUACACUCACUGCUGGCGCCAUUAAACUGCUAAAACAAUACAAGAGGCUCUGCAUCCAUGAAGGAAUUCUGUGUCACAGAUUUGUUGACCCUGACACCCAUGAGCAAAUGUUACAGAUUAUCUGCCCAGGUACCAAGCGUCAAGAGGUCUGGAGACAACACCACGAGGCAGCAGCACAUGCCGGGGCAGGGAGGACGUUGACUACCCUGAGACGCCGCUUCUUCUGGGUUGACAUGGAGAAAGAGGUAUGGGGCUUCCAGUCUGAGUGUGUUGUUUGCAGCUUGCAGAAGGAUAGAAUAGAACCAAGAGCUCCCUCUAGAGGUAAUAGCCUUUGACCUCCUCUCCCUCAGUAGGCCCAAAUGACUCGUACCAAAAUAUUCUGGUCAUGACAGAUAUGUUCAUUCGCUAUGCCUGGGUUAUGCCCACUCGCGAUCAGACAGCCAAGACCACAGUAUGUGCCAUCUGGUCUCAGAUAAUUCAGACUUUUGGCUGCCCUACUCGAUUUCAU
Molecule: messenger RNA, 1818 nt
Organism: Thunnus maccoyii (southern bluefin tuna)
Lineage: Eukaryota; Metazoa; Chordata; Actinopteri; Scombriformes; Scombridae
Exons: 2
Coding region: 701-1645 (314 amino acids)
Source: RefSeq, a predicted model, not a curated record